This is a messenger RNA of Glossina fuscipes, 4231 nucleotides long. Its product is annotated as synaptic vesicle glycoprotein 2C-like. Gene Ontology annotation, molecular function: transmembrane transporter activity. Bases 648 to 2174 code for a protein of 508 amino acids. The transcript has 12 exons. The record is from RefSeq and is a predicted model, not a curated record. Lineage: Eukaryota; Metazoa; Arthropoda; Insecta; Diptera; Glossinidae. Gene Ontology annotation, biological process: transmembrane transport.
UCGACCGAUCAAGCACUUAUAUCAUCUAGAUGUGACGACAUUUAAAAAAAAAAUUAUUUUAAAUUUCACAUAUCUAUUAAUAUGUAUACGCGCGUGCAAAGGGUUUGUGCUCUCUUGACGAAAAAUUAGUGGAAUGCAAUGCUGUUAUUAGCGCAAAUUAAAAACUAAAAUAAUAAGAAAAAUUUAAAAGAAAGAAGCAUCUUUUACAAUAGGUUCAUCAUGUACUUAUGUAAUUAUUUGAAUACAUUUAGCUUGUGCGGCUGUAUGCGUACAUUGCCUGCAAUGCCACGCGAAACAUGCCGCCCAAAAAUUGCCCUUGGUAGAGGGAUGGAUGGACGAAUCAUUCUAAUAAUUCUUAGCCAUUAGGCAGUCUUUUUUUUCUGUAUUGACGACGUCAAAUGACAUUAAACUUGAACGUGUCCACUUCUGCAGACAUUCGUGCAAACGUCUAGUUUGAAGAAAUUUCAUCAGCACUUGAUAGAUGAUAAGAGAUAAGACCAGCGAAGAGUGAAAAAGAUUGUAACAUUGCUUGGGGCGAAAGCUAAAACUUCUGAAAAUUACAUGCCAAUCGACAUUAAUUGGUCUCUUAAGAACGACGUGGAGCAAAAUAUUCAGCAGACGUCUAGAGCUUCAUCUCUUACAACAGGAUGAGUCUUGACUUUCUAGAAGACCUAUCUAGCAACUAUGAGAACGCAUUACUCCUAAGCGGCUUCGGAAAAUUUCAUUUAAUGCUGCUAACUAUAUGUGGCCUGAUUUAUAUGAACACGGCGGUUGGAGUGACAAUACUGUCCUUUGUUCUGCCGUCAGCAACAUGUGACUUUCAAAUGACAUCAGAAGAUAAAGGAUGGCUUUCAGCAACACCCAUGCUUGGUAUGUUGAUUGGAUCAUAUUUUUGGGGAUGCCUCGCCGAUACGAAAGGUCGAAGAAUCGUCCUCGUAGCUACAUUAAUCGCCGACGGAGUUUGUGGUUUACUGUCAUCUAUAGCACCCUACUAUUUACUCUUCCUAUUAAUUCGAUUUUUCAAUGGCUUCAAUGUAGCUGGCACAAUGGGUAUUGUUUUCCCUUACCUUGGAGAAUUUCAACCCACUAAAUAUCGGGAAAAAAUACUGUGCUGGAUGGAGCUAUUCUGGACGUUCGGUAUUAUAAUGUUACCAGGCAUCGCGUGGGGGAUAAUCCCUAGGUCCAUUAAUUGGAAAUCAGGAAUAUUUUUCUAUCACAGUUGGAAUCUUUUCGUAGCGAUGUGUGCCGUUCCAAGCCUGGUACUCGGAUUGUGGCUGUUAGCAUUUCCGGAGAGUCCCAAAUUUCUACUCGAACAUGGGGAAUCGGAUAAGGCUCUAGAAAUAUUGAUUCAUAUUUUCGUUAAGAAUACCGGUCAAAAGCCAGAAGAAUAUGCAUGCAAAAGUCUGCGAGGACCGAUAAGAUCAGGCAAAAGUGUACGCAGCUUGCGACUUCAUAAUCCUAACGAACUUAAGGAAUUGCUUGCCGAAAUUUGGUCACAAACAAAGACUCUCUACAAGAAGCCUUACUUACGGAACAAUUCGAUAACAUGUGGCAUACAAUUUUGUUUGACAACUAGCUAUUACACUUUGAUGGUAUGGUUUCCGGAGCUUUUCCAACGAUUCGACGAGUUUGAAAAACAAUAUCCCGACGUGUCCGCAUCUGUAUGUGGCGUGUCGUCGAUUGUUGUGUCAAAUUCAACAGUAAUUCCUUGCGAUCAAAACAUUGACGAGAAAGUUUUCUUUCAUACCAUUAUAAUUGGUUUGGCAUGCAUUCCUACUAGUUUCUGGUUACCCCUUUGUGUGCACCGUCUUGGAAUUAAAUUCUUCUUGGUUUUUAGUUUAACAGCAGCAGGCUUCGUUACCAUUGGUUUGUAUUUUGUAAGGAACUCUUUGGAAAAUUUGAUACUCUCCUGCAUCUUUGAGGCUUUAACAUCUUUAAGCAUAAGCACCGUCUAUUGUGUAAUGGUGGAUUUAUUUCCAACAAACCUAAGGGUUAUGGCAGCGGCAAUGUCUAUGACGUUUGGACGAAGCGGCGCACUCUUGGGUAACCUAAUUUUCGGUUUUCUCAUAGACUUUAACUGCAUCAUUCCUAUUAUUAUUUUCUCUGCUAUGUUAUUCGUUAGUGGUUUCUUAUGUUGGCUGUUACCCAAUACUGGAUCAGAAGCUUUAGAGUGAAAAUAAAGAAGCAAUCUUACCAUAAAGAAACUAUAUCGUAUUUUAAACAUAUUUAUUUUAUCAUAUGUAUUAUUAAGAAAAUAAAUUUUGGUAAGUAUGCUUGGCUGCUAUGAACGGAACAAGGAUUUUUGCCGGAAAAGUAGCGACGUCGCGAGCUUAUGGUCGCCUUAUAUUCUAAACUCGCAGUAAUCGAAACUUAUUUGGUCAACUAAGGAUGUGUCAAUCUUAUAGCGCGUUAGAUCAUCUAGAAAAAUAUUUCGAUUUAAUUCCUUUUGUAGGUUACUUACUUUGAAAUCUUUCGCUUUGAACGUUUUCAAAUUCGUAGUAAUACGUAUAAAUAGCAGUAGUGAACUUUAGAAAAAAACUUCUUAAAAGAAAUUUGAAAUAGUAAGUGCAACUAGUACGUCCGUUAUACGUACGAAUUUCAAUGCACUUCCUUGUGCAAUCGUCGACUCCUCCUUUAUAAAAAAAAAAAAUUAUCGUUUACCAUUAUCCGCAUUUGAAGAUAGCGUUAUCUAUAUAUCUAAUCCACAUUCGUUCACAAAAAAUCAUCAACAAAAUACGAGCACUGAAUACGAUCUCUUUAAAUGUACUGUGGAAUAAUUCACAUCACAAAUGGAAGAGGACUAUCUUUCUCUUGACGUCGCCGAAUGAGAGAAAGCGGGUAUGGGUCACUUUCCGCUCAACUCUAGUCAGUCUUUCUAAUAUCUCUCUAAUAUUUAACCCCCUUCUAUCCCCCUACUAGUCCCUACUGGGCUCUCUAAUCAGCCAAGAAGUACUCUCAGCAUUCUGAUGAGAAGUGCAUAACACCAACUCAAAGAGCGAGAUAACAACUUUAGCAUUGACUGACCUCUUGCUAUAUGCCGUAGUCACUCUUGUCUUCGAACUUGCCAUUUCCGUUACCGCAAAGCCAUGAGCAUCACUACGCUUGUACAAGCAGUUAUGACUCAGAAAAAUUAGACCAACAAGGGAUGGCUUCUCCUGUGUCUCACCCCACUUUUACGUCGCGUUACCAUAAGAAGUGGCAGCAGUUUGAGGGCUUCCAUGGUAAAGGACACAUCAUAGGACUCAUUUCAUAAAAGAAAAGAUGCUCCUCUUAGGCAACUCAAGAGAAAAACCCCUUGCCCGUAACGUCCUUAAAAUAUGUAAUUUUCCCGCUACAAAAAAACGACAAGAACAUGGCACUGUUAGGGGAGGACUUAAAACUUAAUACUGAGCGCACUACUAAACCAACAAUAUAAUGUUAUAUAAGUUAAGUAAUCUGUAUGUACAGGAUACCCCUCGCAAUUUUUGUUUGAUAAAAUCACUUACUUGACAAGCUUCAGCGAUCUUUUCGCUUGCGUUUGUCUUCACCCAUAAAUAAAUGUUUGCAAUAAAUUAUAAAUUCAAUGUAACAUAUGGACAUUAACUUACGUCAUAAAAUCAAACAAGUGAGUAAAGCUACAAUUGAAUACAAUACUGUAUUGAUAAGGCAACAUUCGCAGAUUCGCAUACGAUUAGAAAUUCAGUGUCAAGUUUUUUUUCGAAACCGUUCAUUUAUUGCAUUCUCCAAGCUUUCCAAAUGAGUUGCGAACUAAUUGAAAAGUCUUUCUUAAAUGCCGCUAAGAAAUAAAACGAAAUUCCAAUAGGUAUUUAUUGUAGAAGCGAACGAAAGCAUACUAAAUUUUUCAAAAGUUUUCGUUCAAUACCUACGUCUGUCGCUAAUUUGUUCAGUUGAAGCUUCGGUUACGCAAACCAAUAUGGAAUCCGAAGUGAUAUUUGUAUCCCUCGAUUGUAUGCAUAACAUUCGGCAAACAGUUUACAAAUUAUGAACGUAAACAACUUCGUUUGGAAAUCUUAGGGAUUUUUCCAUUGCGUUAUUUCGUCUAUAUGUUAUGUUUAAUCAGCGAUAUAGAUCAUAAGCGUGCGUAAAGACUGAAAAGGUGAUACCGUAGAAUAUUUGCGUUUAACAUACACAGUACUUUUGAAAUGCAUUUCUUAAAAGCCACAAGCAGUUAACAAGUGGUAGUUGCGAUAAGAUUCGGUCGCAACUAAAAAGAUUUAUUUUUUCUUGUUUA